This is a messenger RNA of Trichophyton rubrum CBS 118892, 180 nucleotides long. RefSeq lists its product as uncharacterized. The transcript has a single exon. Bases 1 to 180 code for a protein of 59 amino acids. The record is from RefSeq and is a predicted model, not a curated record. Lineage: Eukaryota; Fungi; Ascomycota; Eurotiomycetes; Onygenales; Arthrodermataceae.
AUGGGCCAACCUGCUCGCGUUGCACAAGUCACGCCCAAGUACAACCACAAGCAGCCUGCCAAAAUAGUAGAAGGUGGGGAGGGAAACGGCAGUACGACUCGGUUAGACAACCCGCAGCAAUGGGAGACCAGUAAGCACCCCAUGUCAACCUUCGUUUCAUCUGGCAUGGGGGGUGGAUGA